This is a messenger RNA of Fonsecaea erecta, 876 nucleotides long. RefSeq lists its product as hypothetical. The record is from RefSeq and is a predicted model, not a curated record. NCBI's taxonomy places the organism in Eukaryota, Fungi, Ascomycota, Eurotiomycetes, Chaetothyriales, Herpotrichiellaceae. The transcript has a single exon. The coding region runs from base 1 to 876 and encodes 291 amino acids.
AUGGCGGACCAGGACGAAGAGAUCCCAAGAAGACCUGUCAACAGCAGAACAAGCAAGAAGGAAGGGCGCUCAGCCUCGGAAUCUCAAAAGACGGCCAAGGCCCCUGAGAAAGUAGCCGAGCGCCAGACUACCGCACCCCAAGGAACCGUCCCACCAACGAUUCAGCAUUGUCCUUACCCUACAACACUGGACCUCCGGUCGCCUGCCGCACCACGAGUUCGUCCGCCAGGGGCUUUUCCAGAUUCAUCCCGACUGGGUCCUACCUCUCCAGAGAUCCUCCCUCACGGUAGUCAGACACUUGCAAAUGAACCCGAUCGGUUGAACAUGGAGACCGAGGGUCAAGGAGAAAGAAUAGAAGACGGCCAAAGUAUAACAGUCAAUCAGAGGCAAGGCCCCGAUCUCAAUUUUCUCGUUCAGCACUCAACCACGGCAGAGGGACAACAAGUUUUAGUCGAUCAGCUUCCGGCAGGCCUGAUUUCCUCACCACUCAAGAACCUGAGCGAUUAUGAGAACUUCCUUGUCGAUCAUCCGAACACUACGUGUGAAUUCGCCAGCCAAGCACUCAGCAAGAUCGUUUGGCUCACAGACCAGGUCACGGAGCGUCAGAAUGAGCUGACAAAACUACUGUUGACGCUGAAACACGAUAUGAAUUCUCUACGUCAAGGUCUGAGAUUCUGGACGCGGUCAUAUCGAAAAAACAAACAAACAUAUCGCGGUUCGGCGCCUGGACAUGUUGCUAUACAACGCUAUUGUCAGGUGCCGAACCGUGAUAGGAAGCGGAAGGCAGCUGGAGGAUUGUGCUAUCGCGUCCGUCCUCCUGCUGCCUCUGACUCUGACUCUCACGGAGUGUCACAAACAGAGCAGAAGAGCACGUGA